Porites lobata is the source of this 2034-nucleotide messenger RNA. The record is from the annotation of a GenBank genome assembly. Lineage: Eukaryota; Metazoa; Cnidaria; Anthozoa; Scleractinia; Poritidae.
AGUUCAGCUUGCUACACAGGAGGCAGAAAGGAUUGCGAGAGAAAAGGCGGCUGCACAGAGUGCUGUGGUGAGAGAAAACUGCACUUUUAUAUUUGGGGUCCUAUCCCUCAUAUUUUACUAUAAUUCUAUCAUUGAGAUGGUUAUUUUAUGUUAUGCCAGGAUCUCCAUCAUGCUUUAUUUUAUUUUAAAGCAAGGAAACAAAAUGAUGAGUUAAAGUGAAGUUAUUGUUGAUGUACUUUAAAACAUCAGGGACCGCGGAGGGGGAGGGGCUAGCCCUACCACUUUUAUUGCUGGGAUUUAUUUCAUAGGACUCCAGUUGACAUGGAAAAAAUUUCCGUGGAAUUAUUGGACUUUGCCCUAUGGAAGAGUGGGAUGUUUGCUUGUCAGAACGAUGACAACCCGAUGUGCGCGCAAGGAUAAUAAGAUGGAAGCCCCAAAUGGAGUGAUUUGACUUUUUCUCUGCUUUGCAUCUUGGAGAGCACCUUUAUUGCCACACCGAUAAUCUAUCUAAGGAUCUUCAGGGUACUAAGAUGGCUGCUGUCAGUGGACAACGCUUGGCAAAUCUAACAAAGGGGACACUCACAAAAACUCGCAUUGAUCAAAGCUUCGACCAUUUCUAUGCUAAUGUUGCCGGCAAGAGUGAAGGCCUGCUUGGCGAACCAACGCUUCCAAGAAAACGACACACUCUGGCCGGACUGAAGGUUGGUGCUGGUGCACCAAGCUAUCCCCAAACUGCUAAAGAUCACUUUGUACGGGCCUAUUAUGAGGCUAUUGAUCUUAUCGUCAGGGCUAUCUAUCAGAAAGUUAAUCAGGAAAGCUUCAGCUCUUAAGCCCAGAUGGAGACCCUCUUGCUUAAAGCUGCUAUAGCUAAUGGUGACGACUAUGAGGCAGAGUUCAGUUUCUUGAAACAUAAUACAGAGAAGAUGUUGCGAUACAGGGGCGCUACCUAGGCAACUAAGUACUAUGGAAGAAGGAGAAGAUAUCAUGUUUUGACGAAAUCCUGUUGGCGGUUCUAAAGUUUCCAGAACCAGAAAGGAAGCUAAUUCAGGAAGACAGUUAAACUUUCUGUAAGCUGCUUGCUGUAAAUCCUAUUACCAGCGCUGCUGGCGAGGGUUCAUUCUCAUCCGUACGUACGGCGUCUGAAGACGUGGGGUUGAUCCAGGAUGGGUGAUGAGAGGUUUAGCAACCUAGUAGUAACGUUGAAUGGUUACAAGCUGAGAACAGACAGUGUCUCUAUAGCUGACGUCGGCACUGCUGACAACUUCAAAGUAGCUAUUUUAGGAAGGUUUAUUCAACAUAUUGGCUAUACUGGAUACUAUAACACGUGACGACGUUUAUGUUAUAUUUGUUGAGGCUGUAAAUAAGAUGGCGCGCAAAUGCUAGACUGCGAGUAGUCUCUCUUUUUCUUCAGACUUCAAGGGGAAGUGCACCCGCCUGUGAGCGUGUCUCGGGCGUUUUGCUCGAUGGACCAAGAGAAAAUUAAAGGGAGACUGCUCGUAGUCUACACAAAUUCAAGAUAAAUGGCGAAACACUGAACUUAAUGUUUCUUUGUAUUGGCAAGAUUUUUUAGCCCUACCACUUUAAAAUGGUCUCCACGGUCCCUGAUCAUGGCAUUUUAAUUCCCCUUUUACUUUGUGAAGUGUAUCAUCCAUAAUUCAAACGGAUGUAGUGCUUGCCUGAAGUUGAACCUACCGGCCAUACGUAUAACAAUAAUUGUGCAGUUAUUUUGAGGCAGUGCUUCGACAAAUCAAUACAGUUCUGUUCAUGAUACCUAUUUUUUUUCCAAAAAAAAUAACCCUGCAUUCAUCUUACUUGCAUUGUUUUGCAUUAGUUACAACAGCAACAGCAGCAGCAGCAACAACAAUGUCAACAGCAACACCAAAAUCCACAAGUAGCUGCACAAUCUCAACUUCAACAACCACAGGGAGCCCAAGUUUCCCAACAACCACCUGCAGCCAAGCAAAUGCCAACCACUACUCCACAGCUCCCUGCUCAAAAACUUACAGCCACCAGUCAACUGAACUCAACAUCUGC